UGGAGAGAAGCCGGCACAGAGACUGGGACUGAAAGCGGAGCUGCAGGGAAGCCAAAAGGCUGCCGAUGUGGGCUCACCAGACUGGCAUGAGAUACCUACCCUGGGCUAGAAACAGUGCCGGUGAACUGUGAGCCAGCCCCAGGGUGGAGCAGGGGUGCCCUGCCCUGGGGAAAGUACACUUGCGGUGUCCUCUGGGAGCAGCCAUUAAGGGCAGAGUUGUUCUGCAUCCACCAGGAAGUCAAGAGACCUGUGUGCAGUGCCUCUGGCUCUCUCCUGCGCACCAUGAAAGCACCCGUCAUCCUCUACAUCCUCUUGGCUUUCCUAGACCAAGGCAGCUCUCUCCAGUGUGAAGUUUGUGAUGCGAUAGGGGACAGCUGUUCUGGCUCCAUGCAGACCUGCGAUCCGGGCGAGGAUACCUGUGGUAUUAUGAAAGAUGAAACGAUACUAGGUGGAGAGAAGGUGGUGACUUACGCAAAGGAAUGUCUCAGCUCUGAUGCGUGUCGCGAUCCCUUUCUUAGCAUGGACUUUGGGAAAGGAAUAAGACAAAGAACCAGUAUCGCCUGCUGCACUGGGGAGGCCUGUCGAACUACAUCUGUCCAAUUGCCACCAGUGAACACCACUCUCAAUGGCUUGCAGUGUCCUGCGUGCUUCAGCAUUGGAUCUUCUGACUGUGACACCGAGAUUGCAUAUUGUACCGGGUCCGAGACCUACUGCAUUGAUUUCGCAGGGUCAUUUAGCAGUGGGGAAGGUACUUUGAACACCGGAGUAAAAGGCUGUAUCUCUGUGUCUGAGUGCACACGUCCAGAAGUACUGAUGAAGGCAGGCCAAGACUUCUCCAUGGAUUUCACCCAGUUUGAAUGCAAACCAGCCUCUCCUGCAGCCAGCAAGUCUUCUGGAUGGACCCUUCUAACCAUGCCCUGCUUUCCCAUCAUGGUCGGGUUCAUCUUGAUCAAGACCAUGCCCUGAUGUUCCCAAGGGCCAAGAAAUGCAAGGUCUGAUGAUGCAAAACAUAAUGCUACAUAAUACUCUGCCUCCUCACUUGUGUGUGACUCUUUCUGCUACGGCUUCUGUCCUCGGGUAGUUCUUUCCCUCUGGGUCUGCAUGCAUACUGAUGUGAACGAGAAAACUCACAACAUUUCACCCUACUGUAUUCCCAUUUAUUACAAUCUAGGGUAGAGUUAUUCCAGGAAAAAUCAGAGGUAAAACUUGUGUUCUCUCUUGAACUUGAUAUGCUUAUAUUGGUGUAUGGAAGUCAUGAAGCGAAACCAGCAUUAAUGAGUCAAGUCCAGCUCAGUGUCUUGCAUGUAGUUAAUUUAUCAGGGUUUGUGAUGUAUUCUGUGGCUGUUUAUCCCAGGCUGGGAGGUAGGGACACACUGCUUAAUAGCACUGCACAGCGCAGACAGCAGGAAGAGGAGAUCCUGAGAGAGCUCUAGUUUCAGUCUGCACAAAACAGCCUCAAAAGGAUCCCUUUCAGUUUACUUUACGAGAUGCAGUUGGGUGCUAAAAGGACUGGGAACAAACCCUGUGAGGUUCCUUCUGAAAAAAUGUAUGGAGAAGUACGGCUGAAGAGGACCUCUAGUCCAACCCUGUGGUUUAGGCAGGAUAAGCCUUAUCUAAAAUACCCCAGACAGGUAGGUGCUUGCCUAAUCUGCUCUUGAAAACUUUGCAGGAAGCAGAUCCCACAACCCCUGUAGCAUUAUGUUUCCCAAAGCUUCACCACUCUCCUUUUCAGAAAGUUCUUCCUCCUUGCCAGCCUCAAUUGCCCUUGCUGCAAUUUGAGGCCUUUCUUCCUUGACUAUCCAAGAAAGAACAGUAUAUAGCCAUCUUCCUUAUAGCUAUGAUUCAGGUAUUUGCAAAUGUUAUCAAAUCCCCGCUCAAUCUUUUCUUCUCCAGAUUAAAAUGUCCCGGUUCUUCCAACCUCACCUCAAAAGGAGCUGAGCUCUGCAACUCCCUCCCUUUGAGGCUCAAAAGAGCCAAGCCUGGAGAUCUUUGGGAAGCACUGAAUGACCUUCCUAUUUGGGCAGGCAUUCAGCAAAGAAAGCUAAGCUAAGAUACUGUUUACUACAUCUCUGUUAUACUUUGAUAUACUAGUGGCCCUUUAAGUUGCUGUUGUGCUGGGACAGUAGGGGGCGCUACUAGGCUGAGGUACCUGCCUCAUUGUGCCUGACCAAAACCACGCUUUGAGUCUCCCUUGGGGCGCCUAUGCCUGGCCAACCCCUUUCCUGGAGCACACCCAUAACCCUGGGGUAAUUGCUGCCACGACCUGGGCUCUGGUCUCUGUAAGGGCUCUGCUCAGCUUGAAUUUCUCAGACCCUCUUGACCUUGGGGAUGCUAACCCACCAUGGUAUUUUGGGCUGCUUCUUUUAGCUGGAAGCAUUUUCAAGUAGCCUCCUGUACCAGAGGGAAGUAAAGAGCCAUGCCCAUCUUAUCUAGCCAAGCAAAGGGAGGUAAAAGGCUAGUCUCACCCUCUUGAGCAUUCACAGUGAGGCGUGCUGUAACAGAUGGUUUUCCUGAUGAAAGAAAAAGCGGGUGAGGACGGGGUACAAGACAAAGGAAUAUUGAAAGAAAAACACCCUGAGCAAAUCCGAAUGGGUUUGAAGACCCUUUUGAUAUGCAUCUAGAUUACUUAAUCCUAAAUUACUACCUAAAUUCCAGGUAAAUUACUCACAAGUUUAUCCAGAGACUGAGAGAGAGAGCUCCAUGGGUACAUGCUUGUGUGUGUGUCUGUGUUGCAGAGUGCUAACGUUCAUUCUGUGCAGGGGGCUUCAUUAUUGCCUAUGCUGUGAGUCGCCCAGGUUGUUUUGCAGGCCCUCAAAGUGGUGCAAUGUGUUGAUGCAGAUUAUUGUAUAUGGUGCCAAAUGCUAACUCUACUGUAACUAUUUAAUGUCUCUUAUUCAUAUUUAUU
Messenger RNA from Alligator mississippiensis (American alligator), 2905 nucleotides. Its product is annotated as phospholipase A2 inhibitor and Ly6/PLAUR domain-containing protein. NCBI's taxonomy places the organism in Eukaryota, Metazoa, Chordata, Crocodylia, Alligatoridae. The transcript is spliced from 6 exons. The record is from RefSeq and is a predicted model, not a curated record. The coding region runs from base 283 to 966 and encodes 227 amino acids. Gene Ontology annotation, molecular function: phospholipase inhibitor activity. Gene Ontology annotation, cellular component: extracellular region.